Messenger RNA from Suncus etruscus (white-toothed pygmy shrew), 4470 nucleotides. It is a transcript of the gene PIK3C2G, whose product is annotated as phosphatidylinositol-4-phosphate 3-kinase catalytic subunit type 2 gamma. Gene Ontology annotation, biological process: phosphatidylinositol-mediated signaling; cell migration; phosphatidylinositol-3-phosphate biosynthetic process. The coding region runs from base 83 to 4348 and encodes 1421 amino acids. NCBI's taxonomy places the organism in Eukaryota, Metazoa, Chordata, Mammalia, Eulipotyphla, Soricidae. Gene Ontology annotation, molecular function: 1-phosphatidylinositol-3-kinase activity; phosphatidylinositol binding; 1-phosphatidylinositol-4-phosphate 3-kinase activity. The transcript is spliced from 31 exons. Gene Ontology annotation, cellular component: cytoplasm; phosphatidylinositol 3-kinase complex; plasma membrane. The record is from RefSeq and is a predicted model, not a curated record.
UGACCUUCUUUAAUGACAUCAUCAAGAAGAUACUUGGAGCAAAGUUCAAGCCUCUCCACCUAUCUGUUACAUAAAAUAAAGAAUGGCCUAUUGGUGGGAACCAGAUGUAAAUCCCAGUGAAUUAAAUAAAGAACAGCACAAGGACCAAAAUUUUCACUCUGAAAAUGAAUCCCUUUCCAGCAGACAAACCAGCCUGGGUUUUGAUCAUUUGGUAGAUGUGAUCAGUAAGGAAAAUCAACUUUAUCAGAGUGAGUGUGAGAAAAACAUCAUGUUUGUACCUCGUUUACCAUACAGGGACGUGAAAACUCAUUCAUUGGAUUCUACACACCAAAUAUUCACAGAUGAAUUCACUUCUAAGAGCCCAGAACUCUUCUGUAACCAAGAAAAGAGCAUUCCAACCAUUGGUUUUAAGCCUUCAGUGCUGCCAAAUCCUCAAGGCAACAAUGAUAGCUCUUGGAGAAUGUUCACAGGAGAAAACAAUGGAGCUGAUGAUGACGGAUUCAAUAUGUUAACUCCAUCACCUACAUGUAAGGGUGAAAUUAGUCCUCAAAGAAAACUGAAAAAUGCAAAUUAUAGCAAUUGUAUUGGAUCUGAAAGUAAUAUUCCUCCUAUAUAUCCAUCCUUGACAACUGAUUUCAUGUCAGAAGAUGAGAAAAAGAAGAAAAAUAUAAAUAUUAUGGAAACUUCUCUGAUGCUCUCUAAAAGGUCCUUUCUACCCAGCUCAUGGGAAAGCAUACAACCCAAAUCCAUAGAGCUAAUAGGUACCAUUCAGCUCAUUGAAGUACCUCAAGGUAGUAAUUUGAGACUGGCCUCCUUCUGCAAUGAAGUAAAAAGAAUAAGAGAAAUGUAUCAUGCAGCUGACAUUAAUUCGAAUUCAGGAAAGAUCUGGAGCCCUACAACUGCAUUUCCACAUCAGCUCUUUUGCAACACUAAGUUUAAUAUAAAGGUUUUUAUGGAUACGUCAACAGAAUUACUUAAUUUAAUGCCAGAUGCAAAUUAUCUAGUUAAAGACCUAAUAACAGAAAUCCUGCAAUUUCAUACAAAGGAGCAUGUAAUAUUUCCCAACGAUCACCUUCUCAGCAUAUGUGGUUAUGAAGAAUUUUUGCAGAAUGAUUACUCUUUGGGGAGCCACAAAAUAUUUCAGAAAGAUAAAUCGGCUAUUCAACUUUACCUACAGAAAAACAAGAAAACUCCGGGAAAGUUAUCACGAAAGAAUGAAGAUGACCACAGCCAGUUUUAUCUGAACCAACUCCUAGAAUUUAUGCAUAUUUGGAAAGUACCCAGACAGUGCCUCUCAACUGUACUCAAAAAAUAUGACUUCCAUCUGAAAGGCCUUUUGGAAACCCAGCAGAAUAUGGACAAUAUUGUUGAAGAUGUUAAAAAUAUAUGCAGUAUUCUGGGAUGUGUGGAAACUAAAGAAAUUACAGAUGCAAUAAAUGAACUAAAUUUAAUACUUCAGAGAAAAUCAGGGAAAAAGGUUAUUUGCUGCUUUGGAAGUGGGUUUAAGAUUAGCUAUAAAGUAUUUUCCUUUUCCUGUUGGCUUACAUAUGCUGGAAAGAAGUUAUGUCAAGUGAGAAACUGCAGACAUAUUCCAGUUAAAAAACUGCUUUUUUUCUUGGUUAACUGGAAUGAAAUGAUUAAUUUUCCUCUUGAAAUAAAGUCACUUCCAAGGGAAUCCAUGCUUACAAUUAAACUGUUUGGGAUUAUGAAUGCCAAUACCAAUGCAACUUUAUUAGCCUGGACUUCUUUUCCACUAUUUUCAAAAAGCAAAUCCAGUAUUGGGUCAGUACUCUUCAGCAUGGCAUUACAGAGCGAUCCACCCAUAGAAAUGAUAGCUCCAGGAGUGUGGGAUAUAAGUCACCCAUCCCCAGUAAUCCUGCAGAUUGAUUUUCCAGCCACUGAGUGGGAGUAUAUGAAAUCUGAUUUUAAAGAGACCAGAAGUAAUUUGGAAGAACCACCAAAAGAGUGUUUAAAACACAUCGCCAAACUUUCACAGAAACUGUCUCCUUUACUGCUCUCUGAGGAAAAGAGAAGAUAUUUAUGGUAUUAUCGCUUCUACUGCAAUAAUGAAAACUGCUCUCUACCUUUAGUCCUGGGUAGUGCCCCAGGAUGGGAUGAAGGAACUAUAUCAGAAAUGCAUGGCAUUUUAAAAAGGUGGAAAUUUUCCCAUCCUUUGGAGGCACUUGGACUUUUGACUUUCAGUUUUGCUGAUCUAGACAUUCGUAAAGUGGCUGUGCAACAAUUAGACAAACUCUUGAAUGAUGAAUUACUGGAAUUUCUCCCACAACUAGUUCAGGCCAUGAAGUUUGAAUGGAAUCUUGAAGGUCCUCUAAUGCAAUUUCUAUUAAACCGUUCCUUGCAAAGUGUCCAGAUAGCCCAUCGUCUUUACUGGCUGCUAAAAGAUGCACAGAAUGAAGCCUAUUUUCAAAACUGGUAUCAGAAGUUGUUGGCAGCUCUCCAAUUCUGUGCAGGAAAAGCCUUAAGUGAUGAGUUUUCCAAGGAGAAGGAACUUAUCAAAAUUCUAGAAGAUAUUGGGGCAAAAGUCAAGUGUGCAAGUGACCCCCGAAGACAGGAGGUACUGGAGAAAGAACUCGAAAGACUAGAAGAAUUUUUUCAUUCUAUAGACACUUGCCACCUGCCUUUGAACCCUGCCCUUUGCAUAAAGGGAAUUGAUCGCAAGGCAUGUUCGUAUUUCACAUCUAAUGCUUUGCCAUUGAAGAUCACUUUCAUGAAUGCUAAUCCAAUGGGCAAAAACAUCAGUGUUAUUUUUAAGGCUGGAGAUGAUCUUCGUCAAGAUAUGCUUGUUCUGCAGAUUAUUCAAGUGAUGGACAGCAUUUGGGUACAAGAGGGCCUGGACAUGCAAAUGAUCAUUUAUAGAUGUCUAUCUACAGGAAAAGGCCAAGGUUUGGUGCAGAUGGUGCCUAAUGCUGUAACACUUGCAAAGAUCCAUCGCCACUGUGGCCUCAUAGGCCCACUUAAAGAAAACACAAUUAAAAAGUGGUUCUGUGAGCACAACCCUUUGAAGGAAGACUACGAAAAGGCCUUGAGGAACUUCUUCUAUUCUUGUGCUGGAUGGUGUGUGGUGACAUUCAUUCUCGGAGUCUGCGACCGUCACAAUGACAAUAUUAUGCUGACAAAGUCAGGCCACAUGUUUCAUAUUGACUUUGGAAAGUUCUUAGGCCAUGCACAAACUUUUGGAGGGAUAAAAAGGGACCGAGCUCCAUUUAUUUUCACUUCAGAGAUGGAGUACUUCAUUACAGAAGGUGGGAAAAAACCACAAAAUUUUCAAAGCUUUGUAGAGCUUUGUUGUCGGGCUUAUAAUAUUGUCAGAAAGCACAGCUGUCUGCUCUUGAACCUGCUAGAAAUGAUGCUCCAUGCAGGACUGCCUGAGCUAAGUGGAAUCCAAGACCUGAAAUACGUGUAUAAUAACCUUCGUCCACAAGACACAGACCUUCAAGCAACAAGUCACUUUACUAAGAAAAUAAAAGAAAGUCUGGAGUGUUUCCCUGUGAAAUUGAAUAAUUUGAUCCACACUCUUGCACAAAUGUCAGCAAUAAAUCCAGUGAAAUAUACUCCUCAGACUUUCCCCCAGGAAUCCCAUAUGCUGGGUGCCAAGAGGUCAAUUCAAAGAGCAAGAAUAUUGGGGUUCAGCAAGAAAACGAGUAAUCUGUAUCUUAUCCAAGUCCUACAUGGUCACAAUGAGACAAGCCUGAUAGAAAAAUCCUUUGACCAGUUUUCCAACCUCCACAGCCACCUUCAGAAGCAGUUUGCAUCAGUUACUCUGCCUGAGUUUCCUCACUGGUGGCACUUACCUUUUACAAAUUCAGAUCACAAAAGAUUCAGAGACCUAAAUCAUUACAUGGACCAGAUAUUAAAUGGAUCAUAUGAAGUCACAAAUAGUGAUUGUGUACUCAGCUUUUUCCUCUCUGAGCCUCUGCAACAUACAACCAAAGAAUUGCCACCUUUGGAUGUAGGUGAGGAGUUUCCUGACAAGAAACCCAAAGUGCAGUUAGUCAUAUCACACGAGGAUUCGAAGCUGACCAUACUAGUGAAGCACAUGAAAAAUAUACAUCUCCCAGAUGGCUCUGCGCCCAGUGCACAUGUUGAAUUUUAUCUUUUACCAUAUCCCAGUGAAGUUCGUAGAAGGAAAACAAAAUCUGUUCCAAAAUGUACUGACCCCACAUACAAUGAAAUUGUGGUAUAUGAUGAAGUCACAGAACUCCAAGGACAUGUCUUAAUGCUGAUUGUAAAGAGCAAAACCAUCUUUGUGGGAGCAAUUAACAUCCAACUCUGUAGUGUCUUGCUCAAUGAAGAAAAAUGGUAUUCACUUGGAAACAGUAUAAUUUGACCACUGUUGUGAAUAUAUGCAUUAUUCAUUAACUAUUUGUAUUUUUCUCCACUUCUGGGCCUCUCUAUCAUGUGAGCAGAAUUUUCUGAUAGUUCAAAUGCAGAGCAUGCUAAGGAAAUUAA